UAAAAAUAAAGUCGCAAAAAGAUCCAGUGAAAAACGUAAAAUAGUUUCUUAAUUAGGAAACUUAUAGACUUAGCGGAUUCCGCCCACUUAAGAAAUAGUUUGUGUACAGCUGUCAAGUGUAAACAUCCCACUGUGACACACAUAUUUUGAUCUACAUCAAUUAAACUUUAGUUUAGUUUUUCCCUGUACUUCCAAUAAUUUAAUAUCCGAGUCAAGAAGCGAUGGAUUCAAAUACCCGCUCUAGUUCCAGUGACAGAGAAAGAGAUCGUGAUCGAGCAAGACGUAGUGAGCGAGGUGGUGAAAGAAGCUCACGAUUUGAUAGUUCCCGUGAUAGGUCUAAAGAUUCAGAAACUCGUCGUAUUUACGUUUCAAAUAUCGCAUAUGAAGUUCGUUGGCAAGAUUUGAAGGAUUUGUUUCGCAAAGAAGUCGGUGAAGUUGCUUUUGUUGAGUUAUUCAACGACGAGAACGGCAAGGCAAGAGGUUGUGGCAUAAUUGAGUUUGUUAAUGCCGAUAGUGUACGCGUUGCUCUUGACAAAAUGAAUCGUUUUGAUUUGAGCGGACGUAAUUUGGUCAUUAAAGAAGAUUCAGGCAACGAAAGGGAUAAAUAUGGCUUUGUCAUUAAGCCACAAGGUUCUUAUCGUAGAGAUCGUGAUGAUGAUAGAUCCUACAAUGACUCAUCUCGUUCGCACGGUGGAGGUGGUGGUGGUAAUAAUCAUGGAAAUAAUAACUCAAAUCUUGAGAAUUUCAAUACGUAUGGUUUAUCGGUUAAGUUCUUAGAAGGAUUGGGCAUCACUCAAGGACCUUUGCAUAAUAAAGUAUUCGUCGCUAAUUUAGACUAUAAAGUCGACGCAAAAAAGUUGAAGCAAGUUUUUAAGCUUGCAGGUAAAGUUCUCAGUGUUGAUUUGUCGCUUGAUAAAGAUGGAAAUAGUCGUGGAUUCGCCGUCGUUGAGUAUGAUCAUCCCGUCGAAGCUGUUCAGUCGAUUUCGAUGUUUGAUAGACAAACAUUAUUUGAUCGUCGCAUGACUGUACGUCUUGAUCGUAUUCCCGAUAAAAAUGAGGGAGUUAAACUUCCCGAAGGAUUGAAAAGCGUUGGCAUUGGGUUAGGUCCGAAUGGUGAACCGCUCAGAGAUGUCGCUAGAAAUUUGCCAAAUCUUCAAAAUAAUCCAUCUCAGAAUAACAUGUCGAACUUGAAUACUAAUAUUAACCCAUUGAGUUCACUCAGCAACAGUUUGAAUCAAUUGACAACUCCAACGCCUGUUGCUGCUCCUCAAAAUUCAAGCUUGCUUGGUGUCCCAACAAAUAAUAAUUUAUCGGGUCUUGCCGCUUUACAAAAUGUUGUCGGUGGAUUAACUAGUUUGGGCGGUGUCUCUGCAUUAUCAGCUAAUCCAUUGCUCUCAUCUGCUGCUGCCAGUUUGAAUUCUCUUGGCCUCAAUCUUCAAUCUACUGCAAAUGAAGUUAAUCAGGCUCAACAACAAUCCAUGAAUCAAUCAUCAUUUAAUGCUUACAAUACAAGCGGUUUCAAUUCUGGAAAUCGUAAUGACGAUUUGCCAUCAUUCGGUGGUAAUCAAAUUCGUAACUACAACACAUCCAACGAUGAUUAUAAUAAUUCUCGUAAUUUUGGAGGUACCAGCUCUUCCCGUAAACAACAAUCUGACACCAUUCUCGUCCGUAACCUUCCUUCAUCUUGGACCUGGCAAAAUCUUCGUGACAAGUUCCGUGAUGUGGGUGAGGUGAAGUUCGCAGAGAUUCGUGGUCUUGAUACUGGAGUUGUAAGAUUUUCAAAGGAACGAGAGGCUGAUGUUGCCAUUAAACUUCUUGAUGGAUCUCGUUUCGAUGGUCGUGUUGUCGAAAUUGACUACUUCUAAUUAGCUUAAUUAUACCAUUAUUUCGCCAGAUUUUUUGUUUCAUCCCCGAUUUUAUUCACUCGCUCAGUCUUUUUUUUUUCUCUCUACCAUUUUUAAGCCAUCCAGUUUUCCUCCUCAUAUUCUUGCAGACUUUUUAUCUUACUUCCAUUAUAUCCAAUUGUGUACAACUUUAUGAUUUUUAAAGAACAAUUUUUGUCAUUUUUUGGGAGU
Chironomus riparius is the source of this 2075-nucleotide messenger RNA. The record is from the annotation of a GenBank genome assembly. Lineage: Eukaryota; Metazoa; Arthropoda; Insecta; Diptera; Chironomidae.